This is a messenger RNA of Penaeus vannamei (Pacific white shrimp), 366 nucleotides long. The record is from RefSeq and is a predicted model, not a curated record. Lineage: Eukaryota; Metazoa; Arthropoda; Malacostraca; Decapoda; Penaeidae.
AUGCCCCGAAGUCAGAGUCGCUUCAGAAGUGGAAAAAACAAAAUUGAAGCUGAGCCCCGCAGUGCCAGGCCAACAAUGUCAGUUUGUGAGGAAUACAUUUAUGCUGUUCGUGGCUUGAUUGAAAAGACGGAUAGACGAAUAACCACUCAAUCGGUAGCAGAUGCACUCAACAUCUCCGUGGCUUCUGCACACACAAUUCUUCUGGAGAGUUUGGGACUAAGCAAGCUUUCUGCUAGAUGGGUCCCUAGGUGGUUGUGCCCAGAUCAGAAGGUUGAAACUACCGAGGACAUAAUUCAAUCAAAGCAGUGGCUGCCCCGAGCUAGAGGUCAGCGUUCAGGAGGAAAGGUCAAGGCCACUGUCUUCUAG